Messenger RNA from Dioszegia hungarica, 1131 nucleotides. RefSeq lists its product as uncharacterized. Lineage: Eukaryota; Fungi; Basidiomycota; Tremellomycetes; Tremellales; Bulleribasidiaceae. The transcript is spliced from 7 exons. Bases 1 to 1131 code for a protein of 376 amino acids. Gene Ontology annotation, biological process: transmembrane transport. Gene Ontology annotation, cellular component: intracellular membrane-bounded organelle; membrane. The record is from RefSeq and is a predicted model, not a curated record.
AUGCCAUCGCAGACUGUAUCUACACUGGUGGUGGGGAUGUUCCUCACCGGCUGCGCAAAUAGUCUAUUGACCAAAUGGCAAGACAAGCAAUGCGUCGAGCACUGCGAUACCGCCCGGGUCGACUUUGAGCAGCCAGUAUGGCAGACAUUGAACAUGUUUAUCGGCGAAUUUCUGUGCUGUGUACCGCUCCUAUGGCAGCGGCGCAACAAGCACCAGUACGCGCCCGUCGGCGAGGACGAGGGAGAAGAGGAGGAGACGCUGAGCGGAUGGAGGAUGGGCUGGAUGUGGUUCCCUGCCUUCUUUGACAUCUGCGGCACUACCCUCAUGAACGUCGGCCUGAUCCUCACUCCCGUGUCGGUGUACCAGAUGAGCCGCGGGGCAUUGGUCAUUUGGGUCGGCGGACUUUCGCGGAUAUUUCUCAAGCGUUACCUCUACCUCUACCAGUGGGCGGCGCUCUUCAUUGUCACUCUGGGGGUGUGCCUGGUGGGACUUUCCGGCAGUCUGGCGCAGCACGGGAGCGUUACUUCCCUCAGUGCAAACGAUGACGAAGCGGCCAAGGUGGCCCUCGGCGUUGCCUUGAUCUUGUUUGCGCAGGUAUUCACCGCGACGCAGUACGUGGUCGAGGAGAAGAUCAUGUCGCGAUACCACACCGAGCCAUUGGUCGCCGUCACUCUGGAAGGGUUCUUCGGUCUCAUAACAACCCUUGUUGGCAUGCCGAUCCUCUAUCUCUUCCGCGACCGGUCCGACUACUUUGACAUUCCCCGCGGAUGGCACCAAAUCACCUCGACACCUAGCGUGAUGUGGCUAUCGCUUGCAAUCUGCUUUAGCAUCGGCGCCUUCAACUAUUUCGGAUUGAGCGUCACAACCAGGGUCAGCGCGACGACUCGGAGCACUAUCGACACGUGCAGGACGUUGGGGAUAUGGGUGGUCAGCUUGGGAGUGGGGUGGGAGCAUUUGGUCUGGCCAUUCUCGCUGCUGCAGGUGGCAGGGUUUGCGAUGCUAGUGUAUGGGACGUUUGUGUUUAAUGGGCUAUUGGCGCCGUUCUGUUCUGGGCGGCCUGUCCAGCUUGGAGAGGGGGAGCUGGACCCUGCGGAGAGUCGAGGGUAUGAUGUCGUACCAAGAGACGAUUAG